Messenger RNA from Rhizoctonia solani, 2628 nucleotides. RefSeq names its product phosphate import ATP-binding protein PstB. NCBI's taxonomy places the organism in Eukaryota, Fungi, Basidiomycota, Agaricomycetes, Cantharellales, Ceratobasidiaceae. The transcript is spliced from 6 exons. The coding region runs from base 1 to 2628 and encodes 875 amino acids. The record is from RefSeq and is a predicted model, not a curated record.
AUGUCCACUAUCCCGCGAUCACUCCUGGCGUCCAGUGCCAAUGCCAAGCACUUUUUAGAUCGAGCAGUUGAGGCACUCGGAUUUCUCAAGAGAGAGUCGCGAAUCCAAAUUGCGUUUCCGGAUGGUUGGAAGGACCUUAGCAGUGAUCCUGGAACAGUCGGUGAAUGGUACAGGCUACAAGGGGGGUGCACUCGCUUCCAAACCGUUCUGUAUUGCAAGUUUAAGACGGGCGUGCAGCACGAAUAUAUUCUGCUGCCACUUUUCGAAAGGCCAGACCAGCCUACACAAUGGUUCUGCAAGAUUGAACGAAUGGCCGAUCCCCGGUUCAAAGACCGAAUAAACGCCAUAGGAAUCCAUGGCACCGAUGCCUUUGAUUAUGUCCAGGUCUUCGAUAGGGCCAGUAACGAGUACCAGGAUCUCAAGGAGAAUUGUUUUAUUGUAGCUGAUAUUCAUUAUCCCCGCACGCUUGACCUCUAUCACGCACUUGCAAUUUGCUGGGCUAUUGGCAGUAACCCAAAAACGCAACGCUACACCUUACAACAAUUCAACUGCUAUUUUUUCUCUUGGACUAUUGUGCUCUGUUUAGCUCGCUAUGCUACAGGGUGGGAGGUAACCUAUCGUAGUUGUAUCGAAGAGAUAAAGGAAGAGAUACUCAAUUCGGUCGAGAGCUCGGAUUCCACAACUCAAGCAAAGUUGCUAUUGAUAUUAUCCAAGAUUCGAAGAUCGGGCAGCGAGGAAUCACAAGAUCAACACUCGCUUCUUAGUACUUUGGGAGUCGAACUUGGAGGCGAAGGGUUUACUUCUGCCAUGGGUAAAUCCAUUAGCUCAAUGCUCUGGGAAGAAAAUGGCCCCGAUUUUAUUCGAACAGCGCUCAGGGGUCGACUCAAGGUCCUAGCAGAUAAUACAGUGGACUUACUGGCAGAAGGGUUGGGGAUUGACAACGAGUUACCCUUGAUAUACCAACGAAAGGAGGCUGGUCCACGGAGUAUACAUCGAUACUCACUUGAGGCUGCCAAAAUAUUCCAUAGAGAUGCAUGGAGACAGGCCCCGGGACACGUCAAGGAGCUCGAGCGUGGAAUAAAAAAUGAGCGUGGUUCCACAGAGGAUGUAGGUGCCCAUAAGUCUUUGGCUCAUCGAAUUGGCGCUUCACGCGGAGUUGUACUCGCAAUAAUGCCUGCAUUCAUUACACAGUACGGCUACCAGGGAGCUUAUCUUGCGGCGCGCGCUGAUGACAGACUCUGGCGUCAUGAUGGAAGGGACAGAACACUACGGAAAAUUCUUUUUGUUGGAAACACAAUCAGGCAUCUUCCUCGUCAUGUCUAUUAUGCAACCAAGAUUGCCCUCCCAUACACUUCAAUCGUUACCUCAAAGGUCAAGGAGUUGGAUACAACGUUCUUUGAAAUUGGUCAAGCUGGGGUAGCCCGGAUGGUUAGCGAACUCCAUCAUGGUAUACAGGACAAAUAUGGCCCCCAUACGCUUCAGGAUACCAUAGUCGAAUUAAGGGAGAAAAACCCGGAGUGGGACGAGCAGAUGAUUCGCCAAGUUAUAGUGGAGAUUAUAUUUGAACUUGCCAAUGAAAUUGGGGCGGUAGAAAUGAGCCCGAAAGAGAUAUGGGAUGUUAUGUUGUGGCAAUGCCUUGGCGAAAUCAUAACGGAUGUAGUUCUGAAGGUGAUUAAGAGGCAUCUGCUAAACAUCGGGUUUAAAUGGAGACAGAACACUUCAUUGGACUCGAUAAACCAACCUUCAGAGCCGGCUACAAAAUCUCAUCAAGAACUACAGACCUUCAUGCGCCAGAGAAUAGAACGAUUAAGCAAGCGCCAAAUCGAGACUAUGCGAAUUGUUGAACACAUACCCGCUCCAUUUGCAACUCCCGCUCCUCAGUCUCAAAAGGAAAUGGAGGAUCAAAUAGAGGCAAUUUGGAGAGGAAGCAUACCAAUACUAGAAGAUCACCAGAGCUUUACUGUCUCCUCAAGGUUGUUCCAUGAGCUGAAUGGGAUUUCACAUCCAGUUACGAUACUCGGAUAUCCCGCUGGGACAUUCGCUACGCUGUAUAGAUCAAGACCUAAGAUCCUGAAAAAGUUAACGCAUACCAAGAAUUACUCAACAAAUCAAUCAAAGAUAGGCGCCGACUCAGCACAAAAGCCUCCGCCUAAAGAGCUAAGGACGCAUAUCGAAAAGUUCUUUGCUAAAUAUCCCGGUUUUGACUACGACCCAACCAAGCCGUGUAUGGACGAAUUCAAGCGUCUAAAACAAUGGACAGGAUGGCAAAAGAGUAUCGAUGAAUUCGAAAAAGCUCGUAAAGGAAUGAAUGGGGCGCUAACCAACCAAUUCAAUGCUAUAUACGGAAAGGAUCCUGAGGACCUCAGUGCUUGGCGAAACCUUUGCAGCGCACUCAACCUUGCUGAAAUACCUACCAAUAUUCCGGCUUGUAAAAAGCUUAUCAGGUCAUUAUACAUCAACAUCGUGGAUCUGGUCGACCAACCGGUGACUGACGUCCGCGUGGGAUAUUUCCGCACGGAACAAGAAUUAGCUAUAUACACUAGAGAAACGGAAAAAGCAGCCUCGUCGCAGGGUCGCUCUAAACCAAAGUUGCGCAAGGCAGGAGACUCGCCCGUUACAAAGCUGUAA